UUUUUAUAUAAAAAACCCAUGAGUUAGUUGCUUUAAACAGAAGUCGCUGAAUUGUCAGAGAUUUCUCACAGGGAGAAGUGAAACAGGCGAUGGCUGUUGUCUUGGAUUUUUACGUGUACUGGAAAAAUUUUUCUAACAACUUCAUUUCGACAAUCAAGCAUACCAUAGGUGAAGGAUAUUUGUAUAGAGAAACACUUAGCAUUAUCUUUAUUCUCACGCUUCCCGCUGCUUUGCAUAAAUACUUAAACAUUUUACUUUCACAAUUGUAAGAAUUGUUUAUAGUAAAUUAUUGCUUGUACUUGAGCUUUUUGUUAGUAUAUGUAAAAAUUAAAAAGACAAAUAUUCUUUAUUUUCAUUGGGAUAUGCUUGGGAGCCUCGCUCAACUAGGUGGGCAAAUUCCUUAAGGUGAUCAAGAGCGUCGUAUUAUAGCGUCUUUUGCGUGUAGAAUAGCUAUUUUAAAGAUGUCAAUCUUCUUGAUAUUUUUCUUUAUCAUAAGUCAAUUUCUUUAUGAUUUGGAAGGUGCUCCAUUAAACAAUAAAGAAAUUUCGACAAAAUGCUAUCUCUGCUCAGAAGAGACUGGAGGUUGCUCUUCUGAAAACAAUCUUCAGAUUGAACAUUGUUCAUUAGAAGAUCAUUUUGACAAGUGUAUUGUCAUACAGGCGUUUUCACGAACAAAAAAUUUAACAGUCAUCAAACGCGAAUGUGCAUCACAAAGAUCUUGUGAACAAAGAGAAUCCUGUGCAGAUCCUGAUUUUAGUGACUGUCGUUUCGAAUGUUGCUCUGGUGACCUCUGUAAUAACUUUAACUUUACGGAUGACAAGGCUACUGUGCAUACAACUUCCAAAGCAGGACUUUCUAUUGCCACAGAAACAACAAAAAGUAACGUUAAGUCAGCUGAAGAGCCUUCUGAUGUAUUAUCUGGUCCUGAGAAUACUUUGAAUUCAGCAGAAGGAGACCCUUGUACAGAUUUAGACCGUUCCUGUCCAGUCUACGUGGCUUCUUCUAACUUGGAUAUGUUUUGCAAAGACAACUUCGAGUUCACCAAAUUUGCUUGCCGAAAGACUUGCAAAUUCUGUUUACCUGCUGAAGAAAAAGUAGAAAAGACGACAGAAAAGCCCACAGAGUCUUUAUCUACAGAAGAAUCAUCAAAAGCCAAUGAACUUGACAGAAUGACAAAGAAAUUUGACCCUACAAUUCGUUCAGAUUGUCGUGAUAUAGAUCCACAAUGUUCAGCAUACGCUCAAUCAUUCUGUGAGAUAAAUAAACAAUAUUCGAAAUUAGCUUGUGAAAAGACCUGUGGUUUCUGUGUCCUUCCUGGUGAAAAGUCAACGGUUCCUUCUACACAAAAAUCCACUGUCACAAAUGACAAGUCUACUGUGCAUACAACUUCCAAAGCAGGACUUUCUAUUGCCACAGAAAGAACAAAAAGUAAUGUUAAGUCAGCUGAAGAGCCUUCUGAUGUAUUAUCUGGUCCUGAGAAUACUUUGAUUCCAGCAGAAGGAGACCCUUGUACAGAUUUAGACCCUUCCUGUCCAGUCUACGUGGCUUCUUCAAACUUGGAUACGUUUUGCAAAGAAAACUUCGAGUUCACCGAAUUUGCGUGCCGAAAGACUUGCAAAUUCUGUUUACCUGCUGAAGAAAAAGUAGAAAAGACGACAGAAAAGCCCACAGAGUCUUUCUCUACAGAAGAACGAUCAACACCAGAACCUUCAACACCAGAACCAUCAACACCAGAACCAUCAACACCAAAACCUUCAACACCAGAACCAUCAACACCAGAACCAUCAACACCAGAACCUUCAACACCGGAACCAAAGACUACAAAGAAAGGAAAUCUAGCUGUCAAUUCAGAAUUAUCAUCAGAACUAUCUACAACAGAAUCAUCAAAAGCCAAUGAAGUUGACAGAAUGACAAAGAAAUUUGACCCUACAAUUCGUUCAGAUUGUCGUGAUAUAGAUCCACAAUGUUCAGCAUACGCUCAAUCAUUCUGUGAGAUAAAUAAACAAUAUUCGAAAUUAGCUUGUGAAAAGACCUGUGGUUUCUGUGUCCUUCCUGGUGAAAAAUCAACGGUUCCUUCUACACAAAAAUCCACUGUCACAACCAAAAAAUCAACGGUUCCUUCUACAUCAACAGCCACUAUCACUAGUGGAAAAUCAACGGUAUUUUCGACCCAAACAGGUAUUUCAUCAGAUUGCGAAGAUUUAAGGAGUGAUUGUAGUGAAUUCAAGAAGAUGGAUUAUUGUAGAUUGUUUUCUUUACUAUCGGAUUCUGGUUGCCGUAAAACAUGUGGACUAUGUGACUUUAUUGCUGGACCUACGGGUGUAGAUUUUUCACCCGAUACAACAACUGUAGAGAGCUCUGAAGGAACAAAGUUACCUCCGGAGACAACCAAGUUGCUAAACACAGCUCCAACAACGUCAAAGAGCAAUAUCACUGUGACGUCAUCAAUGAGUACGAAGAUCAGUACAACAGAAGCCAUAACAAAACUUGUCACAAAGAGCUCUCUAGGGCCAAAGAUAAAUCAAAAAGAUUGCUAUGAUAAAAGAACAAAAUGCGCAACGUUUGCAAAAUAUGAUGGAUAUUGUGAAUAUUCUAGAGAUUUUAUGAGCAUAAAUUGUCCAAAAUCUUGUGGAUUUUGUGAUGGCAAUGGAUCUAAUGUCGUAAUAAAAACAGAAACUACAGUACCAUCAGAAAGUAGCCAAGUCAUGACUCCAUCUAAAAGUACAAGUGAAAAGAUUUCAACAUCUACCACCUCGGAAAGCUCACGUGAUACAAGCACGACAGAUAAUCAAGUACAACAAGGACCUGAUGUUUCCAAUCCGGGCAACAUACGAAUUCUUACACCAGCCAAUCCGGAAACGUCUCCGUAUGGAAACAAUCUGCGAUGGAAAAUUUGGCCUUGGAGUGAGUGUGAAAAUGGACAGCAAUGGAGAGUGGUUCGAUGUUAUCAUUUAUUUAAUGAGAUAGAUUAUCAUGUCACAAUAAGAGCAUGCAUUGAACACGUUUCCCCAAUGCCUUUGAAAUAUCGUAACUGCUAACUGAACAAGAAUCAAUUCUAUUUAUCAAUCAUCACGACAUACGCAAAAUCUUUUUCAGUUUCAUACAUAAAAGACUUUUAGUUCUAUAUAAAAGCACAUUUAUUUGUAGGUUAGUAGAUAUACAUACACUUUACUAGCAGUAACAAUGUAACAAAUAUUUCAUAUAUUGCUAUUCAUCAUCAUUUACAUUUACCAAGGAAUAUUUUAAUUUAGUUAAAUAGAGUUGGUUUAUAUACUGAAUAUAUAUCAAAUAUAGUAACUAUAUGUUAGUCUGGUAAUAGUUUUUUUCGGAUUCAAAACUAACGUUUCAUA
Messenger RNA from Xenia sp. Carnegie-2017, 3350 nucleotides. RefSeq names its product flocculation protein FLO11-like. The coding region runs from base 462 to 3038 and encodes 858 amino acids. The transcript is spliced from 24 exons. The record is from RefSeq and is a predicted model, not a curated record. NCBI's taxonomy places the organism in Eukaryota, Metazoa, Cnidaria, Anthozoa, Malacalcyonacea, Xeniidae.